AUGAAGGAGGUGGUGCUCCACGUGUACGACGUGACCAACAGCGACUCCGAAAAGACCAACAACACCAUCCUCCAGAUCAACCGCAUCUUCAAGGACCGCAUCGGCCUCGGCGGCAUCUUCCACAGCGCCGUCCAGGUCUAUGGCGAGGAGGAGUGGUCGUUCGGGUUCUGCGAGAACGGCAGCGGGGUGUUCAGCUGCCCCGUGAGCAAGAACCCCAUGUACACAUACCGCGAGCGCAUCGUCCUCGGGGAGACGGAGUGCACCAUAGCCACCGUGAACAGGAUCCUGCGCGAGCUCAGCCGCGACUGGCCAGGGCACUCCUACGACCUCCUCUCCAGGAACUGCAACCACUUCUGCGACGUGCUCUGCGACAGGCUCGGCGUCCCCAAGCUUCCAGGCUGGGUUAAUCGUUUUGCCAAUGCUGGCGAUACUGCUGUGGUGGUAGCUGAGAAUACAGCAGUUAAGUUCAGGCAGGCUAAAACAGAAAUUGUCAAUGCUAGUAGAGUAGCAUAUAGAUUUAUGGCAGGCCUGACUUCGAAAAACCAGGCUUCCCAAGAGUCUCCGGGUGAACAAAAUAGAGACAGCCCUACUUUCCAAGGAACAUGGUUCAAGAAUGUUGUUUCAGCUGGGGCGAAGCCAUCUACAAGCGGGUCAACUCCCUCGCAAGAAGCUGAUGAUGCACGCCCCUUGCAGCACCAACAAUCGGCAGAGCAACCAACAAGGUUGUAG
Messenger RNA from Triticum turgidum subsp. durum (durum wheat), 729 nucleotides. NCBI's taxonomy places the organism in Eukaryota, Viridiplantae, Streptophyta, Magnoliopsida, Poales, Poaceae. The record is from the annotation of a GenBank genome assembly.